Messenger RNA from Cryptomeria japonica (Japanese cedar), 2709 nucleotides. Its product is annotated as isocitrate lyase. NCBI's taxonomy places the organism in Eukaryota, Viridiplantae, Streptophyta, Pinopsida, Cupressales, Cupressaceae. Gene Ontology annotation, cellular component: glyoxysome. The record is from RefSeq and is a predicted model, not a curated record. The transcript has 2 exons. Gene Ontology annotation, molecular function: isocitrate lyase activity. Gene Ontology annotation, biological process: carboxylic acid metabolic process. The coding region runs from base 731 to 2428 and encodes 565 amino acids.
CCAUUUGGUUGUUACAAAAUUUAAUUCCAUACAAUUUGGUUAUUAUAUAUAGCCUGAUGACAAUUAGAAUGAGAUAGGCAGCUUUCACUGCAGUUCAAAUUGAAUAUUAUUCUGGGUUUGUAAACCAUUAUCUACUAAUAGUAAAUAUAUACUUCUGGUUCUUCAAUUGUAUGCUUCUGGAGUUGAUUGGAGUUGAUUGUAUAGGGAAUAUUUUUCAACUUUUCUAAUCACACUACGUGAUCCUUUGAGUAUAGUCAAGUAUUUUUACCACCUUACAUGAAAGAGAAACUUUGCAGAGCCAAAAAGGAAUGUUUCUUAGGAAUUUUGUGCUCUGGAUGGAAAUCUUUUUUUUCAUAUAUCAUCUUCUCCGAUAUCUGUGAAUGUUAAAGAAGUUUUUUCCCACUCAAAAUUGGUAUUCCUGUUUCCAUAUAACAUUUUGAAGUCAAAUUGCAUUCCAUUACAGUGAGUUCCCGCAAUUUUUUCUUGAACACUCAGAUAUUUUAGUUUCAUUAAUAUAGUGGAGCCAAAUCAAUUUUAGGUAACCUGAGGCUACCAACCCAACCCUUUCAUUUGGAUUUUUACUGACAGUUAUUCUCCAAUGGAGGUCUUCAAAUUCUUGCAGAAGAAUUAUUUUUGUAGCUUAAGAUUUCAAGUAACUGCUGUAGGUUCAUUCUGUGAAAACCUUCAAGGCUAAAAGGGCCAGCUUAUGUCAUUGUGAAUUUAGACUGUAAUGCAGAUAAUGGAGGAGGAAGCCAGAUUUGAGGCAGAGGUGUCAGAGAUGCAAGCAUGGUGGAACACAGAGCGUUUCCGUCUCACACACCGCCCCUACACAGCCAGAGAUGUGGUCAGCCUGAGAGGAACAAUGCCCCAGAGUUAUGCUUCCAAUCAGAUUGCCAAAAAGCUGUGGACAACACUCAAAACCCACCAGGCCAACAAGACUGCAUCUUGCACAUUUGGUGCACUGGAUCCGGUCCAGGUUGCCAUGAUGAGCAAAUACUUGGAUUCAAUCUAUGUCUCCGGUUGGCAAUGUUCAUCCACAGCCUCAACAAGCAAUGAACCGGGUCCUGACCUCGCAGAUUACCCCUAUGACACUGUCCCCAACAAGGUUGAGCACCUUUUCUUUGCACAGCAGUUCCAUGACCGGAAGCAGAGGGAAGCCAGGAUGAGCAUGAGCAGGGAAGAGCGCUUAGCAACUCCCUAUAUUGACUACCUUAAACCAAUUAUAGCAGAUGGGGACACUGGCUUUGGGGGUACAACUGCCACUGUAAAACUAUGUAAGCUCUUUGUUGAGAGAGGAGCUGCUGGAGUCCACAUUGAAGACCAGGCCUCUGUUACCAAAAAAUGUGGCCACAUGGCAGGAAAGGUUCUGGUUUCUGUGGGUGAACAUAUUAACAGAUUAGUUGCUGCAAGGCUUCAGUUUGAUAUUAUGGGUGUUGAAACCCUGUUAGUAGCUCGGACUGAUGCUGUGGCUGCCACUCUAAUUCAGACCAAUGUGGAUGCCAGGGAUCAUCGGUUUAUAAUGGGUGCCACCAAUCCUAAUCUCAAGGGUAGGCCUCUGGCUGCAAUUCUUGCAGAAGCUACGGCCAGUGGCAAGACUGGUGCUGAGUUGCAAGCCGUGGAGGAUGGCUGGAUGGCUAUGGCUGGUUUGAAGCUUUUCUCUGAAUGUGUAGCAGACGCCAUUAAAGGCCUCAAUGUUUUGGAGCAUGAGAAGAACAGGAAAUUGGGUGAAUGGAUGCAAGUGCAGGAGAAGAAUAACUUAUCAUACUAUCAAGCCAGGGAAUUUGCUGAAAAGUUAAGGGUUGGCAAUGUUUUCUGGGAUUGGGAUCUGCCAAGAACCAGAGAAGGAUUCUAUAGGUUCCAAGGUAGUGUUAAGGCUGCUGUUGUAAGAGGACAGUCUUUUGCUCCCCAUGCUGACCUCAUCUGGAUGGAAACCUCUGGUCCUGACUUGGUAGAGUGCAGACAAUUUGCUGAGGGGGUGAAAUCCAUGCAUCCUGAAAUAAUGUUGGCCUACAAUCUUUCACCUUCCUUCAACUGGGAUGCUUCAGGAAUGACUGACAGGCAGAUGCAGAACUUCAUUCCUGAGAUUGCGCAGUUGGGCUUCUGUUGGCAGUUCAUCACACUGGCUGGAUUCCAUGCAGAUGCACUUGUGAUUGAUACUUUUGCCAGGGACUUUGCACAGAGGGGAAUGCUUGCAUAUGUGGAGAAGAUCCAAAGGCAAGAAAGGAUGAAUGGGGUUGACACAUUAGCUCACCAGAAGUGGUCAGGUGCCAACUAUUAUGAUGCCCUGCUCAAAACUGUUCAGGGUGGAAUCUCUUCUACUGCUGCUAUGGGAAAAGGUGUCACAGAGGACCAAUUUAAAGAGUCUGGGGGCAGUUCAUCAAAUGCUGGUGCAGGUGUUAUCACUAUGGUGGCAAAGUCCAAAAUGUAAAAGAUGUUUUGCACUCCACUUUACAUAUGCAGUCUCUUACAAUUUUUGCUGAUAAAACAAAUCAAUUGCAGAGGUAGUCAAGGGAUACUACAGUACCUUCACAUUAUUAUUAUUAUUUAGAAUAAGUUUUGGACAAGAAGGUGGACUUUGCUAGAGUUGGCUUUUUUUACAUUGGGUAACUAGUAAUCAAAAUUUGAAGUUGAAGGGCCGGGAAGAUAAUUAUUGUUGAAAAAGUAUGAUCUGACACUCAUGAUUUUCUCAAAUUUGAGAGCACCAAGUAC